UUCUCCAAUCACCACCGCUCUCGCGCACCUCUGACGAUGGGAGACCAGCCUGGAGAAACCCCUCCUGACGCUCGGCGCAAUUUCGCCUCCGAAGCUCUUCGUGGCUGCGUACCCGUCGAGUUUCCUGGAGACAGCUACUUCACUCAUCCAAACUCCUUCACUGAUUCUGUCGCAUCCGUCACCGUCGACAACGACUUGUAUACCCAGCUACUCGACUUUAGCAACCAAGUCUCUGCUUCCCUGUAUGAAAUCCUGCUUGUUGCCGUCCGUGUUCUGCAUCUGCGCUAUUCCGGCGUAGUCCGUGCCGCCAUCGGUACCGGUUCUUGUUGCUUGCAGUCCGCGUUACAUCGAGCUGAACACGAUUUCAGGUGUCGACGCAUGUGGGAAGCCAGAGGAGCCUCUAGCUAUCUGCCUGCAAGUCGAAGACGGGGACACAUUUGUGGAGGUUGUCCGAGCCACUCAUAAGCUUGUGUCGUCCUUAGAGCGCCACACGCUUCCGUUCAGGACUGUUCUGCCGCAGCUCGUUACCAACAAGAGCAGCCUUCGCGAUGUUGUUCUCCCCGUGCUCGUGCACCUCGGCGAUGCCCCCAUCGAUAGCACAGCAGACGGCUUAUUUGCCAUGGUAUGGAACGCCCGUCCCUCCGCGGACCAUCUGCGUGUGAACGUGAGCUUUGACCCGACUCGCUUCGGGCCGGACACCAUCCACACCUUCCUCGAUAACCUUCUCGACGUGCUCACGGCUAUCGCUACCGACCCCGAUCGCACAGUCGAUGACGUCCAGUUCUCCCAUCCGCUCGAGCAGCUCGUCGCAGCAAACAUUCCAGUCCAUCCUGCGCCAGUCCCCCUACAGCCUCGUCCCACGCUCACCCAAGCUUUCUCAGAAGCCGUUGCUGCCCACCAUGACCUCCCAGCGCUCAUCGACGGAGACCUCACCUUGACUUACCGCGAAGUCGAUAUCCUCGCUUCUAUUCUCUCUCAGCGGAUCUUGGAGGCCACGAAACAUCAAGAAAUAUAUGCCUUCGCGUCCUUCUGCAUCCCCUCGGGAGCCAUCGCCAUCUUGACCAUCCUUGCUAUCGUGAAGAGCGGCGCUGCAUAUGUUCCUCUCGACGUACGCUUCCCUGAGGAACGCCUUGAGUCGCUGGUUGAAGAUUCUGGUGCAUCUCUUGUCAUAACCACCUGGGAUUCGCCUUCGUUUAACUUCGAUCGUGAGCGCGUCGCACAUCUUGACGUUACCAGCUUCCUCGAUGAACGAAAGUCGCUCCUUGCUGCGUCUGCCCACAAGGAGCGCGACGGAUCUCUCUCGCCCGCCUCGCCCGCGGAGUCUUCAGAAGACGUCGCCUACGUACUCUACACCAGCGGCAGCACUGGCAAGCCCAAGGGCGUGCUCAUCAAACAGUCCUCCGUCGUCGCCUUCGCCACCAACACCGACAUCUUCAAGUGGGGCCCGGGACAACGCGUCGCGCAGGUCAACAAUAUCGCCUGGGACGCGAGCGUCAUCGACGUGUGGGCCUCGUUCCUGCUCGGCGCGACGCUCGUGUGCUUCGACCGCUUCGACGUGCUCGACCCGCCCGCGCUCGCGCGGCGCUUUCGUGCGGCGCACAUCGACGGCUGCCUCGUGCCCACCCCGCUCUUCCGCCAGUUCGCGGCCACAUGCCCGGACGUCUUCCGCGGGCUCACGCAGAUCUUGACCGGCGGCGAGGCGCUCGACUACGCGACGCUUCGCCAGGCGCGCACGGCAGCCCCGCACGUCGCGUUCACGAACGCGUACGGUCCGACCGAGGCGUGCGUCAUGGCGUCGACUUUCGAUGUUCUGCCCGGCGACGACGACGUGCCGGUCGCGGGGCCCAUGCCCAUCGGCCGUCCCCUCAAGACAUGUCAGGCGCUCGUCAUUGAUCGCUAUGGGCGUCUCGUGCCGCCGGGCGUCAUCGGCGAGCUGGUCGUCGGCGGCGAGGGCGUCGCCAAGGGUUACCUCAACCGUCCCGCCGAGACUGCGGGCGCGUUCGUCGAGCUGCGCAUCGAUGGUCUGUCCGGGAACACGAGAUUCUAUCGCACGGGCGAUGCCGUGCGCUGGUGCGACGGACAGCUGCAGUUCAUGGGCAGGAUGAAUGCCGGGCAGAUCAAGAUACGUGGGCAGAGGCUGGAGCUGGGCGAAAUCGAGGCCACCAUUCUCCGCACUGAGCUCGUUACCGCUGCCGGCGUCAGCUACCACAAACCGGCCAAUGGCAACAACCCUAACCUUAUCGCAUAUGUUGUUUUCGACGAUGAGAAGAAACCCGAGGAUCAAGUCAGAGAUCACGAUACGGCGGCUGCAGCGUCGAAUGAUGCUUCUGAGAUUGUGGAAGUAUGGAGGGAAGCGUAUGACGACAUGUAUGCCGCAUACGAUCUAGCAAAGGCACGCGCAGACUUCUCAGGAUGGGACAGUCUGGUCACGAAAGAACCCAUUCCGAAGCUUGAGAUGACUGCGUGGCUCCACGAUACCCUUCGACCGUUCUAUCAGCAGCGCCCGCGAACCGCCUUCGAGAUCGGCUGCGGUAUCGGCAUCUUCGUCCACCAGAUCCUUCCCUCUGUCGACCGCAUGUGGGCCAUUGAGCCCUCGGCAGAGGCAGCCAAGCGCCUGGAGGAUGAGCUGAAGGGACUCGGAUUGGGCGACAAGGCAUCGAUCUGGCAUGCUGCCGCCGACGAGAUCUCCAAACUCCCUGCAUUUGACGCGGACUUUGCGUUCAUGAACUCUGUCGUUCAGUACUUCCCGUCGGAAGCCUACCUGCAUCAGGCCAUCAUCGACAUCGUCGGCAAGUGUGCCUCUGGGGCUCGUGUUCUCAUCGGAGACGUGUGCAGCCUUCCCUUCGACAGCCUGCUGAACAUUGACAUUGCCGUUUACCGCUGGCGGCAUGAGCUCGGGUCGCGGACGCUCCAAGAUCUUCGUGACGAGAUCCUCAACCACGCGAAGUAUCGGUCGGAGCUAGCAGUCGACCCUUCCUUCUUCACGAACCUUCGUCGUACCAUCCCCGCCAUAGCGCAUGUCGAGAUUGUGCCGAAAGCAAUCGAGUAUUGCAACGAGCUCAGCCAGUUCCGUUACCAAGUCAUCCUCCACGUCAACCAGGAGCUGUCCCUGAUCGUCCCUCCUGCCUGGCACGACUACGGAGCGCUGCGGUGGAAGGACUCGGAUCUCGAGAAUGCCCUGCAGGACUUCGUCGCCGGCGGCGAGAACAUUCUGGCUGUAGAACACAUCCCGAAUCGCUUCCUGUCUUGGGAGCUCGCAGCGGCGACGGUCGUCUUCUCGUCUUCGCCAGACCGCUUCUCCAAUCUUGCCUCGGUGCUUCCUCCGAACAUGGGAGCUGCAGCCGCGCGGGGCUGGUCUGCGUGGGACCUGGAGCGUCUCGCUGAGCAGUACGGGGUGACAGUCAGCCUGAGCGUCGCCCGCCAGAGGGAGACGACGACUCUCGACGCGGUCUUCAUCAAGGGUUCCCCUGACGCCGGUACCCGCGUUGCGUUCAAGACCGUCGACGAUGACGACGCGUCCGUCCCUCCGUUCGCCGCUUCCAAGCUGCAGGAGCUGAUUUUCAGAAUGCAGCUGGAGGAAGAUGUUCUGCAACGGCUGAGGGUGAUGCUGCCGUCCUACAUGGUCCCUGACCAGGUCUUCUCAGUCCGCGCCCUUCCACUCCAGCCCAGCGGCAAGCUCGAUCGGCGACAACUGGCGGCGAUGGCAGAGAAGGAUACCAGCUGGGGUGUCCGCAGAGCUACCGGGAGCGCACAAGACGUCGCGCCUGCGGACGAGAUGGAAGCUCGACUGUGCAAGAUCUUCGGCGACCUCCUGUCACUUCAAGUGGUUUCACCUCUCGCGAGCUUCUUCAACAUCGGAGGGCACUCGUUGCUGGCGACACGACUCAAGUCCGCGCUCGAAUCGGAGUUCCAAGUCACCGUCCUGCUGAAGACGAUCUUCGCCUACCCCAGUCCUAGGGGACUUGCGGCCAGUAUCCGAGAACUCGUCGCAUCCGGCUCGUCGCACAAGCCCGCCAUGCGAAUUGCGGCGCCAUCUGACGGAACAUACUAUCCCCUAUCAUUUGCCCAAGAUCGGCUCUGGUUCCUCGCGCAGCUGGCGUAUUUUGGCUCGCAGGAUAUCUGCUACAAUAGUCCUUACACCCUCAAGUUGGAAGGUCGUCUGGACGUCGACGCUCUCGAGCGUACCAUUCAAGCGAUCGUCUCUCGUCACGAAGUCCUUCGCACCAUCUUCGUCGAGGUUGAUUAUGCGCCAGCUACUCACGUGGUCGAUUUCUGUCCCCGCCUCGAGAUCGUGCCCCUGGCCUCAGAUACCGACGAGGAGACCGUCAGCGCACUAACAAGGGAACAUGCCAGACGCCCGUUCUCACUCGACAUCGAACCCUCGUUCCGCGCAACUUUGUUCAAGCUCUCUCACCAGUGCUCCUACCUGCUUCUAUGCAUGCAUCACAUUGUGAUCGACGGUUUCUCCCUUGAUGUUCUUCAUCAUGAGCUGUCCGACAUCUACGCCGCCUUCUCUGCCGGCAAUGACCAUGCUCUUUCCCCGCUGCGGAUUCAGUACAAGGAAUUCGCACAAUGGCAGCGGUCGGAAGAUUUCGAGCGCCUGCUGGACCCUCAGAUCGAGUACUGGACGAAGCAGCUCAGAGGCACUCAGCCUGCGGAGUUGCCAACGGACUUCCCACGACCUCAGCACCUUAGCCAUGAGGGGAAGACGCACUACGCUCACUUCCCCGCAGAACUACACAUCGGGCUGGAACGAAUCUGCAAGCAGGAGCGUGUGACGAUGUUCAUGCUCCUCUCGGCUGCCUUCCGCAUCGUCCAAUUCCAGCUCACCGGCCAAACCGACGCCUCCUUCGCUUUCCCGAUAGCUAAUCGCAAUCGUCUCGAGACCGAGAGGCUCAUCGGGUUCUUCGUCAACACGCAGAUCCUCCGGCUGAAAGUCCGUCCCGGUAUGACGUUCCUGGAGCUCCUCCAUCAAGCGCGCGACCUCUCCUUGGCCGCGUUCGAAUAUCAGGACAUGCCGUUCGAGCGGAUCGUCUCGAUCCUCAACCCGACUCGUGACCUCAGUCGCAACCCGCUGGCGCACAUCGUGGUCGUGUACCAGACCGUGAAGACUGCUCCAUUCUCCGUAGGAGACAUCAAUGCUUCCGUUGCGCGGGUCGAUAUGGAGCUGACGAGGUUCGACAUGGAAAUCCACUUCUUCCCCAGGGACGACAUCCUGCACGUCGAGAUUGUGUACAGCACCGAUUUGUUCAAGAAAGAGACCAUCGUCGACCUGAUGGAUCGGAUACAGGAAGUUCUAUAUCAAGUCGUCGACGACGUGCACUUCUCUAUUGACUCAUCGCAAUCUUCGAGGCUUCGUCAAGCUACCCCAUCUGACGUGACAGCGUAUCUGCGCGACUAUGUUCCCUGCGAAUUCCCUCUCGACUUGCCCAGAUGUCCGGACAGUGCGUCCCUGCGGCGCGAUACGUACUCUUUCGUCCUGCCGCCAACCGUCUGCGACGCACUUCGGGCCUCAUCAAUGGGCGAGAAGGAACUCCUCGCACUGUACCUCACCGCUCUCUCUAUGCUCAACCACCGAUACACUCGCCAAGAAGACAUCACGAUUGGGCUUGUGACGGACGAGUCGGUGGAUAUCGUCCCCGCUCGCCUUACCGUUCACCGCGAUGCCAUACUCUCGGCUCUUCUCGACGAUGCGCAGGCCUCGGUGAAGAGAGCGUCCAGAUUUUCAGCAGUAUCCAUCAAGGAUGUAUCCGCCGCUAUGCAGAGACAGCAGAAGUCGUCGCCGUCGUCUGUCGUUCGUGUCGCGCUUUCCCAAGGCUCAAAUAGCGCUGAUAUGCCAUUGUCAAGGGAGCUAGGCUUAUUGAUCGACCUCGAGCUCCGCUACGGCGAUCUCAACGAGCCUGGCUGCCAGCUUAUCUACGACCAGUCCCUCUUCCGACCUGACACCAUCGAAGCACUCUGCGACAAUCUCGUGGACGUUCUCGAGAGUCUCCUGCUCCGUCCUGACCUGGUCGUCGAGGAGAUUCCGUUCCAGCACUCGGCAAAACACCUGAAACGAUUUGGUGUCCCACUUGCCCCGCCUCCGCCUCCACCGUCAUCUUCCCUCGUUGACGCUCUCAAGAAGUCUGUGGAUGCGCACCCCGACUUGCUUGCCCUACAGGACAGAGAAGUUCUGCUGUCGUACAGGCAGCUGAACACCGCCUCGUCCUUGCUCGCACAGAAGAUCGUGCAGGCUUCAGGAGACGCGUGCGAAUUUGUAGCAGUGUGUGUCCCCCCGUCAGCGCUCGCUGUCAUAUCCAUCCUGGGCAUCGUCAAGGCUGGAGCCGCAUACGUUCCCUUGGACGUUCGCUACCCUCCUGAACGACUCGAGAUGCUCUUGCGUGAGAGCGGUGCGCGACUGCUGAUCACGACCUCAGACUCGCCAGAGUUCGCCAACAACGCCGAAGGUGUCAUUCGUCUCGAUGUCUCCGACUUCCUCACCGACAUCGAUCUCACCUCUCCCGUCGACUUCGUCUGCACUCCUCGCACGGAUGCCGCUUACGUCAUGUACACGUCCGGCAGCACUGGUGUGCCGAAGGGGGUGGUCGUCAUGCAAUCCUCGGUGAUUGCACUCGUCUCGGACACGAGCGUUUUCCCGUUCCAGCCUGGUGACAAGAUCGGAAUGAUCAACAACCUUGCGUGGGACGCCAGCAUCAUCGACAUAUGGUGCACUCUCCUUGCGGGCGCCACCAUCAUCUGCUUCAACCGGUACGACGUCCUCGACCUGGUCGCUUUGGCUGAGCAGUUCCAGCUUUGGGGCAUCACGGGCUGCUUCAUGUCUGUUGCGCUCUUCCGCCAAGCCCUCGAUCUUGCACCCCAGCUUUUCAGCAGUCUUCGCCUUUUCCAAGUCGGCGGAGAAGCUUUCUAUUACGAGGAUUUACAGAGGGUGAAAUCAAUUAAUCCGUCGAUCCGCCUCUUUAGCGCUUAUGGCACAACGGAGACCUGCGUUUUCGCUACCGGGUUCUGGAUUGAUGUUCCCAACAUGCCCGUGUCUGGAUCGGUGCCCGUCGGCGGACCGAUGUCCACUGUUCAGGUCCUCGUCGUCGACACAAACGGCCGCCUGGUGCCACCGGGCGUGAUUGGUGAACUGAUCAUUGGCGGUGCUGGCGUCGGUCCAGGGUACCUGAAGAGGCCCAAAGAGACUGCCGAGGCCUUCGUCGAGUUCGGAUUCGACGAGCUCAACCAAGGUGUUACUCGGUAUUACCGUACGGGAGAUGCUGUGAGAUGGGGCCCAGGCGGACAGCUACAUUUCGCUGGGAGGAUGAACGCUGGACAAAUCAAGAUCCGCGGGCAGCGUCUGGAGCUCUCAGAGAUCGAGGCAGCCAUUCUCCGAUCCGGCUUGGCCAACGAUGCUGCGGUCGUUCAUCUCAAAUCCAGUAAGGACAAGAGCGAUUUGCUUGCCGCAUAUGCUGUCGCUACCGUGCCAGUAUCUCCCACGGAGUCCCUCGCUCUCUCAUCACGGCUGCUCGAGACGCUGCGCGAAGUCCUUCCAUCGUUCAUGAUCCCCCACCUCGUGUGCUGGAUCCCGGCUCUUCCUCUCUCGCCUAACGGGAAAGUGGACCGCCCCCAGCUCCGAGCCCGCGCCGCUGUUGAUGCCGACAGCAUGCUCAACAAUAUCAAAGAAGAGGAAGAUGCUUCUGACGAGCCUGAGGAUGAGGUCGAGGAACAGCUCUGUACGAUUAUGGAAGCUCUUCUCCAUCGUGCAUCAAUCCGCCGGUCAUCGAACUUCUUCGACGCGGGUGGUCAUUCACUCCUUGCCUCCCGUUUGGCGUUCCGAAUUCGAGAAGCUUUCGAUGUUUCGUUCGCUCUGACGGAUGUGUUCAGCAUGCCCACGCCCCGGGAAAUGGCAGAGAAGAUCAGGAAACUGAUCUCUGAGAAACCAUCUUCUCAGUCGCCGACAACGACAACGAUGACUACCCCAGCGUCCGACGAGUUCGAGAUACCCCCGGUGCUCGCCUUUUCCGAGGAGCCUCAUAGGCCGUUCUUGUUCUGUAUUCCCAUGGUCACCGGUCUCAGCUUCACAUUCUCUGCCCUUUCGCGCUCCACCGACCUGUUCAACGUCGUCGCUCUCAACGACCCUGGAUAUCUCGCACUCGAAGACUUCCCCAAGGGUCAGCCAUCAACAGGCCACGCCAAGGACCUUCGUGCUUCUGCUAUGCACACCGUCGAAGAUCAGGCCAAGUACUACUACGCGCGGAUCGUCGAGGAGCUGAGCCGUGUCGGCAGCGCCAAGCCCGGCAGCGCGCCGUUCAACAUCCUGGGCUACUCUUACGGCGGGCAUGUCGCGUUCGAAGUGGCCUGCCUCGCGCAGAGUGCCGGCUGGGCCGUCAACCUCUUCGUGGUCGACACGUGGGUGCACCCCGCGCGCAAGAUCGAGCAGACGCAGGAGAAAGUGGACGAGGUCUCGCUCAUUAUCCUCCCGACUGUGAUGAGCGCCAUCGGGCUGCCGUUUGGCGAUAUGGGCGAGCAAGGCGUGCGCCUGAAGCAGGACAUCGAGGCCCGCACCCUGGCCAACUUCCGUGCGCUCUACGCGCAUGCAAUGCCACGGUUCGAGGGGCACGUCACGCUGUUCCGCGCGGAGUCGAAUGAGGACCACGGCUUCCUCCCGUUGGUUAGUUCAUUGGACGAGGUCGUACUGCGCGGAGACCACUUCCGCCUGCUCGAAGAAGAAUCUGGGAAUUUGUCUCUGAUCAGCGCCAAGGUUUCCAUAGUUGUCAACGCAUAGUUCUUGUCGGUUUUUGUACAUUUUAGCUGUACUAUAUCCUUAGCUGUUUGAUAUAACAUCGAGUUCAUCCC
Phanerochaete carnosa HHB-10118-sp is the source of this 8835-nucleotide messenger RNA. RefSeq lists its product as uncharacterized. Gene Ontology annotation, cellular component: cytoplasm. Gene Ontology annotation, molecular function: phosphopantetheine binding; catalytic activity. The record is from RefSeq and is a predicted model, not a curated record. NCBI's taxonomy places the organism in Eukaryota, Fungi, Basidiomycota, Agaricomycetes, Polyporales, Phanerochaetaceae. The coding region runs from base 620 to 8764 and encodes 2714 amino acids. Gene Ontology annotation, biological process: secondary metabolite biosynthetic process; amino acid activation for nonribosomal peptide biosynthetic process. The transcript is spliced from 8 exons.